AUGAACCAAUCAACUGUGACAGAAAUUAUUCUUCUGGGAUUUUCAUUAACACCUGAUAAGCGUAUUUGUCUCUUUAUUAUAUUUCUUCUCAUCUAUUGUUCGACAAUUCUGGUCAAUGCUCUCAUUAUAUUAGUAGUCUACUAUGACCAUCAUCUUCAUAACCCAAUGUAUUUUUUUCUCAGUAACUUUUCAUUCCUUGAAAUAUGCUAUACCACAGUCACUGUGCCCAAAAUGUUGUCUGAUUUAAUUGUUCAAAAUCCACUUAUAUCAGUUGCUGGCUGCAUUACUCAAUAUCAUUUUUUUUCUUUUUGUGCCGCUACUGAACAUUUUCUUCUGGUUAUCAUGGCUUAUGACCGCAAUGUGGCUAUAUGUUAUCCUCUUCAUUACAGAAGCAUUAUGAAUAUGAAGACUUGUACUCAACUUGUUUGCAUAUGCUGGGUCACCAGUGCAGUAUCUCUAACAGUCCCAGCAUUCAGUGUUUCAAGGCUCUAUUUCUGUGGACCCAACACUAUCGAUCACUUUUUCUGUGAACUUAACCCACUAUUAAAACUAUCCUGUACAAAUACAUUCAUUCUCCAAACCAUUUUUAAUUGCCUUUCAUGGAUUAUAAUACUUGGUUGCCUAAUAUGCAUUUCUGUUUCCUAUGUCAACAUAAUCUCCACUAUCAUAAAGAUCCCUUCCAAACUUGGCAAAAGGAAAGCCUUUUCUACAUGUGCAUCUCACCUAGCUGUGGUAGGAAUAUUUUAUGGAACAGUCAUUUUUAUAUACCUCAGACCAACAGUAAAUAUUCCAUUUCAUCAAAAUAAAGUAGUCUCCAUAUUUUACAUUUUAGUUACCCCUAUGCUGAAUCCCAUUAUUUACAGCUUUAAAAAUGAGUCUUUAAGGAAAGCUGCUGCUAACUGCAUGGAGAAAGUAAGAAUUAUUUUUUUUAUGAAAGCUGCAUGA
This is a messenger RNA of Pelobates fuscus (common spadefoot toad), 945 nucleotides long. RefSeq names its product olfactory receptor 1468-like. The record is from RefSeq and is a predicted model, not a curated record. The transcript has a single exon. Gene Ontology annotation, cellular component: membrane. The coding region runs from base 1 to 945 and encodes 314 amino acids. Gene Ontology annotation, molecular function: G protein-coupled receptor activity; odorant binding; olfactory receptor activity. NCBI's taxonomy places the organism in Eukaryota, Metazoa, Chordata, Amphibia, Anura, Pelobatidae. Gene Ontology annotation, biological process: G protein-coupled receptor signaling pathway.